Messenger RNA from Trypanosoma theileri, 1488 nucleotides. RefSeq lists its product as uncharacterized. Bases 1 to 1488 code for a protein of 495 amino acids. The transcript has a single exon. The record is from RefSeq and is a predicted model, not a curated record. NCBI's taxonomy places the organism in Eukaryota, Euglenozoa, Kinetoplastea, Trypanosomatida, Trypanosomatidae.
AUGUGGCCUUCCAUCAACACUUGUUUCCCCGACCCGCUGGCCGCGCAAUGGCCGGCAACUCAACACCCUGUGCUCUGCGAGUGCCGGCAGUUGUACGUGUUGGUCUCACUCUGCUGCUGCGUGCCGGGGGCGCAUCUUCUCGUGCUGCACGACGGGGCCGGCAGUGGCACCGCAACGUCCAUGCCGAAGGGCCCAACGUACUUGGAAUUGCGCCUCACAGAACACACGCGACGAGACGCCUUCUGCGGAUUUCUCGCCCGCGCAGAGGCCGCAGCCACAGGCACUAGCAACAGCACGACGAAUAACAAUAACAACAACAACAACAAUAGCACCAGCAACAACAAUAACAGUAUCAGCACUACUAACAACAACAACAAUAGCAACAUUUGUAUAACACCUACAAUGGGCGGCACUACUGCCAAUGCUACGACGAAUACUAGUAAUGGUCUUGGUUUUGGUGGUGGAAGUAGUAUGAAUGGCCACCCGACGGUGGUGUGUGUACAUGAUAUUGCGGCUGCCUCACCGCCAGUGCUUGCUGCGCUACUUGAUGUGUUACUCUUCGGUCUUGUGCGUGUGACCGGAACAGUGCGAGCCGUGCCAUCGCUGCGUAUUGUUGCCUUCUGCGAUGCACGUGCAUACGCUGCGGUGUUACCUGAACACGUCCGCAGUGCUUUUGCACUCUCAACAUACAUGUCAAGUUUAGCUAUGGAAAGCGCCGCGGUGAUUCAGUCCGCUGACACGCAGAGUUCUAACGUUGUAAAUAAACGACACAUGUUGGAGGUGAUGCUCGCACCUGAUGGCGCCGCCCUCAUCGACACAGUGACACUCUCUGCAGAGGUGAUACAUUACUUGAGACAUCUCAUUCUUGUGCUGCGUGGAUCCAUGCUAAAAAACAGCGCGCCGGGAAGUUACAUCCCCACUCGUAUCCCACGCAUGUUGCGAAUGUUGAGGGUCGUGGCAUUGCUCUUCGCUCCAUCCGCGUGCACACGCAUGGGUGGAAAAUCGCCCAUGUCUCUGCGUCCUGCUACACCCACCAGCUAUCAACACUACCAGGAUCACGGGAAUGAUUCCGAACCCAUCACUAGUUUUGCCCAUGUUGUCGUCUCACCAGCGCAUGUGAUGUGUUUGCUCUGUCCAAUGGUGGCUCACCUCUUUUCGCUGCGGCGUGAGAUGACAGCGCUUUCAUGCCAUAAUCCCAAUGAUGAUAACACAAAAUCAGAGACAUGUUGGUGCAGCGUUAAACCAGAAAGUACAGCAGUAGAUAUGUGGGAUGCAAAGGCGGUGCGGUGGCUCUCACAUUUAGAUGGUGUUAAAGAUGGAGGAUCUUCUUAUUUAAAGGCGGAUGACACAAUGCGUUCAGACUUACCGGCAACACGAGAUGUGCAGCACGCCAUGCGAGAGUUGGGGGCAGGUAUGCUUUCCUAUACGGAGUGCCGCGAGUUAAUUCGUGCAACAAUAAUGCGUCGAAGUUCCCCACCAAUUGGAUAG